UUCAGUUAUGGCGGACGAUGGAAUGGCGGUCGGAAAAGAUGGAGGAAAUAAAAAGAAAGUUAGGAUGUAUCUUGACGGAUGCUUUGACUUGGUCCACUAUGGCCACGCAAAUGCAUGCAGACAGGCGAAACAACUCGGCGACCAUCUAAUCGUCGGACUCCAUCCCGAUCAUCUGAUCUCUGAAAACAAAGGCCCGCCCGUCUACAAUGAACAGGAGAGGUGCAAGAUUGCCCGAGCCAUCAAGUGGGUGGACGAGGUUUACGAGAACGCCCCCUAUAUGAACCCGAUUUCACUACUAGACAGCAUCGGUGCGGAUUUUCUUGUGCAUGGCGACGAUCUAAGCUUCACCGCUGACGGCCGGGAUACUCAUGAACACCUUCGACAGGCCGGCCGAUUCAAGAAUUUCAAGCGAACAAGCUUCAUCUCGACGACGGACUUAGUUGGUCGAAUCUUAUUGAUGACUCAAACACACCAUGGCUUAGCCAGCCAGAGAGAAUCCAGUCCAGUUACAUCAUCAGAUGCCGACCUGAAAAAACUCAAAACAUUCCAAAAAAACAACGACGUUCCCGUCACUGCCAAUCUCAUCCAGAGUUUCUCGACGGGGCGGCGGCCGGAGCCAGAGGACAAGAUUGUGUACGCACCGGGCAACUACGAUCUGCUUCACAUCGGUCAUGUUAAUUUCCUGGAAGCUGCGUCCAAGGAGGGCGGGUACCUUCUCGUUGGCUUGUAUCAUGAUUGCGUUAUCCAGGAGAAGAAGGGGCUAAACUUUCCCAUUAUGGGCCUUCUGGAACGGGCGCUGAACCUGCUGUCCCUGCGAUACGUCAGUGAUGUCCUUAUUGGAGCGCCGGAGUAUCUGACGCCCGAAUUUCUAAAAACAAAUAAGAUAUCUCUUGUUGUCCGUGGAGAUGCCAAUAUAGGCAGUUCGGUGUCAAAGAUUGGUGCAGCUGACCCCCUUGAGGAGGCCAAGAAGAUGGGUAUAUUCAAGAUGUUAGAGAGUGGAAGUUCGGUUAGGACCAAGGACAUCAUCUGGCGGAUAGUCACUCACAGACCGUUGUACGAGAGACGAAAUGCGGAGAAACAACGGAAGGAAGAAGCAGCCCAGAAUAUACUGAAGAAACGGAUGGAGGUGUCAUCCGAGACGGGGUACAUUUAGCCCAUGCAACAUUAACGAUGGAUGUAUGCAGGGUGGACCAAAAUGAAAGCAGCGGCCGUUUUAGGCAGUCUCUUAAUCAUUACAAAUUCAAUGCAAAAAUCAGGAAAGAAUUGUUUUUGGUUCAGUUGGGGUUUGUGGGGCGGGUGAUAGUUAGUCAGAGCUCAUAAUAAGUGCCAAAUUAGUACAUAUAUAUACCAUGUAAACUUAUGGAACUGGAGAUGAACUAUAGUAUAUAAAUUUCUUCGGGUUUGUGUUUAUACAUUAUUGUAAACUUAUGGAAAUGGAAAUGAACUACUGUU
Lineus longissimus is the source of this 1452-nucleotide messenger RNA. RefSeq names its product ethanolamine-phosphate cytidylyltransferase-like. Bases 8 to 1153 code for a protein of 381 amino acids. The record is from RefSeq and is a predicted model, not a curated record. Lineage: Eukaryota; Metazoa; Nemertea; Pilidiophora; Heteronemertea; Lineidae. The transcript has 11 exons. Gene Ontology annotation, cellular component: cytoplasm. Gene Ontology annotation, biological process: phosphatidylethanolamine biosynthetic process. Gene Ontology annotation, molecular function: ethanolamine-phosphate cytidylyltransferase activity.